AUGCGGUUCAGCUACAGUUACAGCGGGAGCACAUCCUCACCCUCCCCGUCCUCGCUCCCACCACCACCGCCGCCUCCACCAACGCCCAAUGAUGGGCUCUUGGAUAUCACUCCUCGCAAGUCAUCCUUCUCCAGCGCCAUGGGCAUGAGCUCAGCCUGUGCCUUUCCUUCCUGGCCCAACCGGCCCUCUCUCCUCAGCCCGGAGUCGGAGGAGUCUGCCGCCAGCUCCUACCUGUCCGACGAAGACCUCUUCCCCACAGAUUUGCCCAUCACUCCCCCGCCAGAGAGCCUUCUGGACGAGGAGUCCGCUGCCUCAGAUCCGCUCAUGUCUGGUGCCGACGACCUUACCACCGAAGAGCAGAUUCAGAUGAUGCGCGCAGCCGCCGAGGAGGACGAGCGAAGAAUCCGGUUUAUGGCACACGUGCACGCACAUGCGCGCGCCCAGCAGGCCUUUAAAGUCGCGCAGCUGGCCGCGGCCGAGCGCGAGAACUCCAAGCGCAAGAAGAAGCGUCCUUCGGUUACGGGCAAGAAGCAUCGGUCGGCGUCGUCGUCGACCAAGGCGUCUGGCCGCAUGUGA
Talaromyces atroroseus is the source of this 576-nucleotide messenger RNA. RefSeq lists its product as hypothetical. NCBI's taxonomy places the organism in Eukaryota, Fungi, Ascomycota, Eurotiomycetes, Eurotiales, Trichocomaceae. The transcript has a single exon. The record is from RefSeq and is a predicted model, not a curated record. Bases 1 to 576 code for a protein of 191 amino acids.